Molecule: messenger RNA, 513 nt
Organism: Trichoderma breve
Lineage: Eukaryota; Fungi; Ascomycota; Sordariomycetes; Hypocreales; Hypocreaceae
Exons: 2
Coding region: 1-513 (170 amino acids)
Source: RefSeq, a predicted model, not a curated record
AUGACCGUCUCAUAUUCAGAGUAUGACAAUGACGAAGCGAUUGCCGACUUCUUUACGAAGACCUCGGCCGCUCGUUCUACAUGCGACGCUCGAGCAAGGGGACUCGUCGGAGGCAGUGCCAUCCCUGUCGAAGGGCAAGGCAACUGUAGCUACUCGGUCUAUGCUGGACCUGACCUUGAAUAUGUCGUUCAAUUCCGGCUCAAAUCCCUGGAACUCAAGACCGAGACUACCACACUGGCGCGCAAGAUAUACGGAGCUCUGGUGCCGGAGGUUUCGUUCGAAGGCGCAAUUGGAGAUGAUAGCAAAGGAAAAGAACCUCUUUAUGUAUACUUAAUGAGUCGUAUACAGGGAAUCACACACUUGGACUUCCUCUUGACACAUGACUUUCCUGACAACUCGCAAGAAAAGGUUACCUGGCGCAAGAAUUUCAUGGUGGAUAUAGCAGGCUUCUUUGCGACCUCGUGGAAUAACCCCCAGAAAGUCGACUCUGCGUAUCGGGACCAACUAGGCUAA